AUGUCCGCACCAAUCGGCCAAAACCCGCGGAGGCGCUCCACGAGAGUCCCAAGCGCCUUAGGAAUGCAGCUUCGCAAGAGCGGCACCUUUUCUUCACCACAGUCAUUGUCCACCGACAUCUGCGACCUGGAGAAUCAACCAUUCAUGCCCCGACGAUCUCCAACCAGCACCGAGUCUCUUGAAGCACUCCUUCAAGACCCCAGUGUCAGCCGAGUCGCCAACCUCCUGAAGGACUUCGACAAGAAGAUUGCUGGCCACAGGGCGGCCUCAACCACGGAACCCAACCUUCUUAACGACCCAGAGGUACUUCCGGUACCAAGCUUCCUUCUCGAGAACGCUACGUUGGGCAGCACCCCAAUGGACAUUGAUUCCAAGCCAUCUGCAGUCGAACGGAACCCGCAUGAUCACGCCUCAGACAGCGGUCUGGGUACCAGCAUCAGUGGAUUGAAAGACGGUAAGGAUCUACCGCACCUACCGGCCAUGAGUACCCCGCUUUCUAACGCUCAUAAAGACAACGUUAGCACCCAAACUUCUCGCGAAUCCAUCAGUACUUCGGUCAGCUCGACCCAUUCUGCCAUUACCCGAUCAUUCUCAGCCAUGGAUCCUGCCGAGGACAAGCAUAUUCUUGGCGAAUAUGCUUGCAGACAGAUCCGCGAAUCAAUCAUCGACCCCAUUUUGCGAGAAGCAGACCUGAAGGACUUUCAUCCCUUGAUAAAGGACGUUCCUCGACGCAUAGGUGAGAAGAACAUCUGCAACCUCCGCGACCUCGAAAAGACCCUGAUAUUUCUGGCACCGGAGUUCUCGGCUACACCGUCAUCGUACGAACGCUUCUGCGUACGAUCAAUUACGCUUCUGCACACGGCUAUCAACCGAUUCUCCGAACAAGAUCAGCGACUGCCGACCGACCGACCGUACACUAACAACUACUUCCUUGAUUUGAUGGAACAGAUUCGACGAUACGCUGCAAUCAUGGCCGCAACACGUGAAAAGGAAGCAAACGGCGAGGACCUCGACAACAUGGACUACUCACGUGAUGAGAAGAUCACUCUGCGCGGCGGGCUCAGCCACAACGGCCGUCCUGUCGAGCUGGUGCGUGAAAAGAACGGCCAGGUCAUUUCUCUUGCCACUGGUGUUGGAAAGACUAAGCGUGCGCUGACUGACGACGAAAUGGACGAGGAUGAGGCCACACGCUCCAUGGCCCGACGAAGGAAGUCGGAGAAGCCUGGAGAUGUGCUACAUCUUUGCCGUGACUGCAAGAAAGAAUUCAAGCGGCCCUGCGACCUGACGAAGCACGAGAAGACUCACUCCCGACCAUGGAAGUGUUCAGAAGCGAAGUGCAAGUACUUCGAGUUCGGCUGGCCGACCGAGAAGGAACGUGAUCGCCACAUCAACGACAAACACUCGGCUGCGCCUGCGCAGUACAAGUGUCUCUACCCACCAUGCACCUACGCCUCGAAGCGAGAGUCCAAUUGCAAGCAGCACAUGGAAAAGGCUCACGGCUGGGAAUACGUUCGCUCAAAGAGCAAUGGUCGCAAAAAGGCGCUUACUCACAGCGAUUGCAGCCCUACUACUCCACUUACCCCGUUCCUUGAUACACCUCAGUCACUAAACCUGACUACGCCAAUCACACCAUUCGCGCCCUCGCCACAAUUACCCUUGGUCGAUACGUUCAAUUACUAUGAGUUUGGAACACCAGCUGUGAGUCUUCAGGGAUUCCAAGACGACUUCCGACGUGACUCGGUCACGACUGAUGGAUCACCCUUUACAUACUCUUCUGGAUACUCACCACCGGAGCCGACCUCUUUCGAUGAUGCUGUCACACCAGAAGACACUGCCAUCAACCACAACGACGUUUUCAACAACAACUGCGGAUUUGGAACAAACUUCGCUUUGGGCUUCCAACAGCCUACCCCGGCUUUGAGCACUACCUUCGACUUUGAACCUCUUGCAUUCUCUACCAAUCCCACCUUGGCUUCUGGCCUGCCGCACCUUUCUCCUUUAGCUCAACCUGACGUUACACUGUUUUCUCCUCAGAUGCAGAUGCACGUCGACGAAGGCUUUGGUGAUGGCAUGGAAAUGGAUAUGCAGGCCUUCAGCCGGCCAGUCGGAGACUUUGAGCUGUUUGGAGGGGCUCAGUCAAACAAUAUCGCACUCGACAGCAACACCACAAACUUCUUCCCGGACUUCAAUUCACUAGGAGGACAGUUCUCAAACCUCUACCCCACUGCUCUUGACGAAUUCAUGGGUAACACCGAUGAUCUGAUGGGCAACAACUUCUCAAAUUUGUAG
Dothidotthia symphoricarpi CBS 119687 is the source of this 2289-nucleotide messenger RNA. RefSeq lists its product as uncharacterized. The transcript has 3 exons. The record is from RefSeq and is a predicted model, not a curated record. Bases 1 to 2289 code for a protein of 762 amino acids. NCBI's taxonomy places the organism in Eukaryota, Fungi, Ascomycota, Dothideomycetes, Pleosporales, Dothidotthiaceae.